GCGCAAUCGCCAAAAUUUCCCUCCGUCCGGCAACACUGAAACAGCAACCGGACAGCGUAGGCGCCAGAAGUACGAUACCGCGUCGGUUUAUGAACUUAUAUACAGUGAGAUUUUUGUGAAUAUAUAAUAAGAAUUGUAUUACAUGAGAUAUAAUGAGUAAGUCAAAGGAAUCGUCAGCUACGGAAGGAGAAGCUGAAGAAGAAUUCAGUGUUGAAAAGGUCCUUGAUAGAAGAGUUGUGAAAGGAAAGGUGGAAUAUUUUCUUAAAUGGAAAGGUUAUUCCAAUGAUGAAAAUACAUGGGAACCUGAGGAAAACCUUGAUUGUCCUGAUUUAAUAGCACAAUUUGAAGAACAACGUAAAAAAAAAGAAGCAGCAGCUUCUGGUAAAAGACACGAAGAAAAAGAACAAAAAAAGAGAAAGAGUUCUAGCACACCUACACCAACACAAGCUAAGAAAAAAGCAACAGAAGAAAAGAAACCAGAAGGAUUUGAUAGAAAUUUAGAACCAGAGCGUAUUAUUGGAGCAACAGAUUCAAGUGGGGAACUGAUGUUUUUAAUGAAAUGGAAAGGCACAGAUGAUGCUGAUUUAGUACCUGCUCGUGUUGCUAAUGAAAAGUGCCCGCAAAUUGUAAUUAAGUUUUAUGAAGAACGCUUAACAUGGCAUAGUCCAGCUCAUGAUGAAGAAAGUUCUACAAAACCUGACCAAGAGUAGCGUUUAGUUUCACAAUAUAUGUACACAGCACGCUUUAGAAUUUGCCGCAUAUAGCGACAAAUUAUAUUGCGUGUUUUGUAAACCAUCUUCGAAAUAUAUUAAUGUUGCACUGGGAGAAUAACAAAGUCAAGCAAUUUUUUACUAAUAGUAUACUAAGUGGCUAAAUGCAAAGUACUUGCACAUCUAUUAUGACUUUGUAAGUAACAUGUUACAGUCAUAUUGUUGAAUCAAAAAUGUACUAGUAUAUAUGACAAUCUAAAAUUAAGAAUGAUUUUACUUAUUUUACCAAAAAAAAAUAUUCACAGUGCAUUAAUAAAGCGUAUUAUUUUACUGCACUACAAUAUAAAGUUAACAUUAUUAAGCAAAAAGAAGCUUAAUUGUCACUAAUAUGAUGCAAGUUUAUUUACUCUUAGUGAUUAUUUCUUUUUUUAAUACAUUUUUUGUUUGCUUGUAUUAUUAUGUAAAAAAGUAAAAUACAUGUAUUAUGUUCAAAUGAUUACAAUUAUAAGUAACAGAAUAGUACAACAGAAACGAGAUUUUUUAUUUUAGGAAAUAUUAAAUGUGUAUUUUAUCGUUUACAAGCACACAUCUAUUUAAUCAUACCAAUACUUCACAAAAAUAAAAUAUUUUAUCCUGACCAAACGACUUGGUCAAAUCUAAAAGCUUACAAAAUAUGAAAAAAUUAAUACAAGAAUUACGUUACUAUCGUUUGGUUUUCUUACUGUUUUUAUUAUUCGAUAUUUUGACGCGUUUUCGUUUCUUUCUAUCAAAAGAUCUAGUAAGUUUCUGAUUUCUUUUUGUUUCCCAAUCUAUUUGUUUAGAAGUGGCACCAUCCAUUGUAUUCAAUGCAUUUGUACUACCAUGUUUAUUUUUCGUACGACUUUGUUCUUCUAACAUUUGCGAAAAUUUUUCUGCGGAUACAAAUAUAUCGUCUAAAUUCUU
Molecule: messenger RNA, 1652 nt
Organism: Vespula pensylvanica (western yellowjacket)
Lineage: Eukaryota; Metazoa; Arthropoda; Insecta; Hymenoptera; Vespidae
Product: chromobox protein homolog 1-like
Exons: 4
Coding region: 153-710 (185 amino acids)
Biological process (GO): chromatin organization; negative regulation of transcription by RNA polymerase II
Cellular component (GO): pericentric heterochromatin; nucleus
Molecular function (GO): chromatin binding
Source: RefSeq, a predicted model, not a curated record